Nanorana parkeri is the source of this 879-nucleotide messenger RNA. Its product is annotated as taste receptor type 2 member 40-like. The record is from RefSeq and is a predicted model, not a curated record. Bases 1 to 879 code for a protein of 292 amino acids. Gene Ontology annotation, biological process: G protein-coupled receptor signaling pathway; detection of chemical stimulus involved in sensory perception of bitter taste; sensory perception of taste. Gene Ontology annotation, molecular function: bitter taste receptor activity; G protein-coupled receptor activity. Gene Ontology annotation, cellular component: membrane. Lineage: Eukaryota; Metazoa; Chordata; Amphibia; Anura; Dicroglossidae. The transcript has a single exon.
AUGACGACUCAAUCAUUCAUCAUAACCGUGCAUAUUGUUGACUAUCUGAAAGGACAACCUUUGAGUCCCGUUGACCAAAUUUUGCUCUCCCUUGGGCUGGUAAGAAUGUUCCUCCAGGUUUUCUCGUUGUUUGAUGCGUUUUUGUCUCUUUUCUUUCGACAUGUAUUUCCUGUACCUGCCAUAUUAUUUCUGUACCUGAUGUCCAACGCCUCCAACCUUUCCAACAUUUGGCUGACGACUGUGUUUUCCGUCACCUUCUGCCUAAAAAUUGCCAAUUUCCACACCGCUCUCUUCUUGCGUCUGAAGGCCACUCUAUCGCAACAAGUUGUGCGUCUGAUUGUGGUUUCGGUUCUGCUCUCCAUUUGCUUUAUUUCCCUAUUUUUGUGGGUUGAUAGCAAAGUAAAUCAGGCCAAGGAGCUGCAAGGUCACGCCAUAAAUGAGACUGAAUAUCUGACCCAUGUGUACAUUUUUGUAGCGAUGGGAAAUAGUUUUCCAUUCAUUAUAUAUUCCAGCUCAACAAUUCUUCUCAUCACCUCCCUGUUCCUUCACAUGAGGCAAAUGAAAUCUAACGCCAACGUGACAGCUAAUCUGGAUACUUACUACGAAGCUAUCAAGUUCAUGUCUUUUUGCCUUCUUUGCUUUGUAUUACUGGUGGGCACCAAUGUGACGGUCUUGCACUACUACAAAUCCCUAGACGUAAUAGCGCUCUUUAUUUUUUGGAAUGCUUUUCCAACCCUUCAUUCCAUUUACCUGAUCUACAGAACAAACAAACUAAGAGAACAUUUCCUGAGAAUCCUACAUCGUGGAACCAACGGCCAGGUCAAUGGAAGAAACUCUGAGCCCAAGUCAAGAAGCCAAGUGGAAACAAUCAGCCGUUGA